AUGCAGCGGCAGCAGCGCGCCAAGAACAACAUAUCAGCGGCAGGCAGCCCCAAGAAGCCACGUCAUCAGCGGCACAGCCCGCCAAGAACCACGUAUCAGCGGCAACAGUCGCGCCAAGAAUCCCCGAACGUAUCAGCGGCAGCAGGCCCGCCGAAGAACCACGUAUGCAGCGCAGGCAGCGGAGCGCAGCGAAAACCACGUAUCAGCGGCACAGCCCCGCCGAAGAGAACCAACGUAUCUAGGCGGCAACAGCCCGGCCAAGAACCCAGCGUAUCAGCGGCCGCAGCCGCCCAAGAACGGCGACGUAUGCAGCGGCCAGCAGCGGCAGGGCCAAGAACCACGUAUACAGCGGCCAGUCGCGCCAAGAACCAAGCGUAUCAGCGGCCAUGCAGCAGCCCGCCCAAGAUACCACGUAUACAGCGGCACAGUCCGCCAAGAACCGCGUAUCAGGCGAGCACCAGUCAGCCAAGAACACGUAUCAGCGCAACAAACGGCGCCAAGAACGGACACGUAUCAGCGGCCAAGGUCAGGCCGCCAGCCAAGAACCACAGUAAUCAGGCAGGCACAGAGCCAGCCACACGACCACGUUAUGCAGCAGGCAGCAGCCCUGACCCGCCAAGAACGACGUAUCAGCGGCACAACGGCGCGCAAGAUAACGGCACGUAUCAGCGGUCACAGCCGCAGCCAAAGACACACGUACGCAGCGGCAGCAACACCGGCCAAGACGCAGCGUAUCAGCGGCAGCAGUCCGACAAGAACCAGUAUCACGGCGCAAGCCGCACAGACCACGUAUCAGGCGGCACAGCCGCCCAAGAACCACGUAUGCAGCGGCACAGCUGCGCCAAGAACCAGCGUAUCAGCGGCAGCAGUGCCGACCAAGAAACCACGUAUGCAGCGGCAACAGCAGCCGCGCGCAGCCUAAGAAACCACGUAUAUCAGCGGCACAAAGCCCGCCUAGAACCACGUAUCAGACGGCAGCAGCCGCGGCCAGAAGAAGCAACGUAUCAAGCGGCAACAGCCCGCGGCCAGAUGGACAGAACCACGUAUCAGCGGCACAGCCGCGCAAGAACGCACGUAUGCAAGCGGCACAUGCCCGCCAAGAACACGUAUUCAGCGGCACGCAGGCCGCACAAGAAAACCGGACGGUAA
This is a messenger RNA of Priapulus caudatus, 1149 nucleotides long. Its product is annotated as serine/arginine repetitive matrix protein 1-like. Bases 1 to 1149 code for a protein of 382 amino acids. The transcript has a single exon. The record is from RefSeq and is a predicted model, not a curated record. NCBI's taxonomy places the organism in Eukaryota, Metazoa, Priapulida, Priapulimorpha, Priapulimorphida, Priapulidae.